AUGGAUGAGAAUUUACUGGACGAUAUAAUACGGAGGCUGUUGGAGACUAAUAACGGGAGGGCGGUGAAGCAGGUGAAGCUACUUGAGGUUGAGAUACGCCAGCUUUGCUCUGCCUCUAAAGAGGUUUUUCUCAGCCAGCCUAAUCUCCUCGAGCUUGAGGCUCCUAUCAAGAUUUGCGCAGGUGAUGUUCAUGGUCAGUUUCCAGACCUCUUGCGGUUGUUUGAGUAUGGUGGCUAUCCUCCAGCUGCGAAUUACUUGUUCCUCGGGGACUAUGUUGAUCGUGGGAAGCAGAGCAUAGAGACGAUAUGCCUUCUUCUUGCCUACAAGCUCAAAUACAAGCUCAACUUCUUUCUUCUCAGAGGCAAUCACGAAUGCGCUUCAAUCAACCGUGUCUACGGAUUCUACGAUGAGUGCAAGAGAAGAUACAACGUGCGCCUGUGGAAGAGUUUCACCGACUGUUUCAACUGUCUGCCUGUUGCUGCUCUCAUCGACGACAAGAUACUCUGUAUGCACGGUGGACUAUCUCCUGAUCUGAAGAGCUUGGAUGAUAUUAGGCGGAUUCCGCGUCCUGUUGAUGUUCCUGAUCAGGGAGUCCUUUGUGAUUUGUUAUGGGCUGAUCCUGACAAAGAAAUCCAAGGCUGGGGGGAGAAUGACAGAGGUGUGUCCUAUACAUUUGGUCCCGACAAAGUGGCUGAGUUCCUUCAGACUCAUGACCUUGACCUUGUUUGCCGAGCUCAUCAGGUUGUAGAAGAUGGAUAUGAGUUCUUUGCAAAGAGACAACUGGUGACAAUAUUCUCCGCACCCAACUACUGUGGGGAGUUUGACAAUGCUGGUGCAAUGAUGAGUGUUGAUGAUAGCUUGACAUGUUCGUUCCAAAUUCUCAAGUCAACUGAGAAGAAAGGAAGAUUUGGAUUCAACAACAAUGGUCCUAGGCCAGGAACACCACCUCAUAAGGGAGGGAAAGGUGGUUAA
Molecule: messenger RNA, 972 nt
Organism: Eruca vesicaria subsp. sativa (arugula)
Lineage: Eukaryota; Viridiplantae; Streptophyta; Magnoliopsida; Brassicales; Brassicaceae
Source: the annotation of a GenBank genome assembly